AUGGAUCUAAAUAAUUCAAGGCUCCAUCAUUCACUUCCAGCUUUAGAUACCAAAGCUUGUCCCGAUUUCGAUGCAAGCCCUACCAAGAGAGUUGAUGUAAGAAGAAAAAGACGUGGGGAUGAUGCAUUUGGAGGUAUGGUCUCUGCAUUCUAUGCAAAAUUGUUGGUAAUUUUAGGUGCAGCUUUACCUAUCACAGAUGCAAUCGCUACCAAUGAUUACGAUACUUAUGAUGGAUUUUAUAUGUAUUUAUAUAUUGGAAGUAUCAUUUUUCUGGCAUAUAUUUAUUUUAAACAAAUAAGGGAGAGGUCAAUACAAAACUCUUGGAGAUACUCAAUUUAUAACACCAACAUAAGACAGUCCACAAGUUCGACGGAUUCAGAGUUUGGUUUCUUUAAAAAUAAUCAUCAUGUAAGAUAUGGAAGUUUCUAUUUCAGAAUGGGAGUAACUGGUUUUGGAAUUGGUACAGUAAUAUAUUCCGGAUUGCAAUUUGGACAAUAUUGGGAGCUAUCAACAACGGUAGAAUGUAAUAUGAUUCUAAAGGCGUUGAAGCCGAUGUUCAGAAUAAUAUUUGGAUUAAUGCAAAUGCUUUUCAUAUUCUCGUACAGUAAUUUCAAAAACAUCCAGCACAACAGAACAUUUGCGAGAUUCGGUCUCAUGCACCUGAUAGCUACAAACUUAUGCGAUUGGUUCUAUGUCUUGGUACAGGAAACCCAACAUGAUAUUUAUCAGUCAGCCAUUCGUAAACAAAACGUCUCCUUUUCAUCCGUGGAUCAUCAAUUUAUUGAAUCAAAGUCAUUUCAAAUAACCAAAAGCUAUUAUGACCACAAAUUCAGCUGUUUGAAGUCGAAAAUAAUGGAUAAGAUUUUAACAAAUUUAGAACCGUAUUUGGCUCCUUGCAGUGUUGAAUAUAGCCUACUAUGUGCUGUGAUACUGGGAUUGAUGUGGAAACAUUUACAUACUGAAACUGAGUUGUAUAAAAAAAGGUCGUCAUCGGAAAGACAAAGCGGGUGCAACGUUAUUUACAGCAAACGGCACAGCCAGUUUUCUGUGGAUUGUGCACAGGCCCACAAAGGACUCUUCGUCGGCAUCCUGGUUCUGGCUGUCACCAUCAUCAGUUUGAUCAUGUUCUUUGAACUGGUAGCCAUGGACGAUUACAAGGAUGCUGCUGUGUUGCAGGUUAAUAUCUGUGAAGCUUUAUUGUUCCUGGCUGGUAUAGUAGCAUCAGUGUGGUGUUUAUAUUCCUUAAGAAAUGUCGGCUUAAGAAAAAUACGACACUUGGAACUGGAACAUCUACUUCUUUUAGUUACCCAAUGCGGUCUCUUUAUGUAUUUUCUGUUUCAAAUCAUAGGAGGUAUACUCAUGGGUACUAACAAAGGAAAAGGGGGGAUGAUGAGGAUAAUCACUCCAACAUUGGCACUGAUCCAAAGUAGCUGUCAAACAGUACUCGUGUUGAACGCUUGGAGAAGACGUUGCACAACUGAGGAACAUAUGAGAAAAAAACCCGGCCGACAACUUAUAACAUUCUUAUUGGUAGUAAAUAUAUCAUUAUGGUUGAACAACAGACUAAAAAACAAUCAAUCUGUUUACCAUCCAAACCAAAUGGAUUUUUAUGGAGUCCUCGCAUGGAAUGUUAUUACACACGUCUCUAUGCCUUUGGUAUUGUCAUAUAGGUUCCAGUCCACUGUUUGUUUUUAUGAAAUUUGGAAGCACGUGUACAAAAUGAGACCAAUUAAUAAGGAGUCUGACAUGAAAAAUGAUCUACAUUUGUAACUUUUUUUUUUAAAUUGCAUUAUAAAAAUUUAAGAAAAAUGAAUAUUUUUUUAAUAAAUAUAUUUUUUUAUAAUA
Aethina tumida (small hive beetle) is the source of this 1845-nucleotide messenger RNA. Its product is annotated as proton channel OtopLc-like. Gene Ontology annotation, cellular component: membrane. The coding region runs from base 1 to 1770 and encodes 589 amino acids. The record is from RefSeq and is a predicted model, not a curated record. Gene Ontology annotation, molecular function: proton channel activity. The transcript has 10 exons. Gene Ontology annotation, biological process: proton transmembrane transport. Lineage: Eukaryota; Metazoa; Arthropoda; Insecta; Coleoptera; Nitidulidae.